CCACGCUCUGCUGUGGAUUAUUUUGACUUUUCUACCUCUUUUCAACGUUGCUUUAUUAAUUUUCUUCUUGUUUAAAGAUUAAACCCACGGUUGGCCUCCAAAAGUUUGAUCCAAGUGGCCAGCGUUCGGAGGAUGUUUUGAUGGUCUUCCAACAGAGUAGAGUUUUGUUUCUGAAGAUUUCUGGACCUGAAGAUUUCUGGACCUCAAACUGUUUCUUAAGGCCUAGUAUCUGCUCAUCUUGUUGAAGAUGGACAGUAAGAGUGAUGGUGCUAGGAAUCAGCUUCUUCAUUUUGACCUUCAUAUUGACGAACAUAAGCCUCAUAAAGGAAUCCUGGAUCUCCUCGGCAGACUCCGUCCUAAUUGGGAUGCACAGGACAUUCAGAUGAAGAGGUUCACAGAGGGCAUCACCAACCAGCUGAUGGGCUGCUUCGUGGCGCCUCUCCAGGAGCCCGGCUGUGUUCUGGUGCGUCUGUACGGCCAGAUGACGGAGCUCUUUGUGAACCGGGACCGGGAGCUGGAGAUGUUUCAGGUCCUGCACGCCCACGGCUGCGGGCCGCAGAUUUUCUGCAGCUUCCAGAACGGCAUCUGCUACGAGUUUGUGAGAGGAACCGUGCUGGAGGACGAGCUGCUGCUGCAACCCUCCAUCUACAGAUUGAUCGCAGCAGAGAUGGGGAGAAUCCACUCCAUCCAGCCAAAAUGUGGUGCGCCUGCUGAACCUCUUCUCUGGACCAAAAUGUCCCACUUUCUCACGCUGGUGCAGAGCCAGAACAGCAGCUCAGAGGAGCAGCGCGGCACAAAAAGUCCCGUGCCCAGCUUUGAGACGUUGUCGGCUGAAAUGGAGUCUUUGAAGAGACACCUCUCGCAGAUCGACUCCCCGACCGUCCUCUGCCACAACGACCUUCUCACAAAAAACAUCAUCUACAACCACAAAGAGGGUAUGGUGAAAUUCAUUGACUACGAGUACGCCGAUUACAACUACCAGGCCUUCGAUAUUGGCAAUCACUUCAAUGAAUUUGCUGGUGUGAACGAUGUGAACUACAGCCGGUACCCGAGCCGAGAGCUGCAGCGUGAUUGGCUGACGGCGUAUCUGCAGAGCUACAAUCACAGCACAGGACGUGAGGUCACCGUGACAGAGGCUGAAGUCACGAAGCUCUACAUUCAAGUCUGCAAAUUCUCCCUGGCAUCCAACUUCUUCUGGGGAGUUUGGGCCAUCCUGCAAUCACGGUUCUCCUCCAUUGACUUUGACUUUGAAAGAUAUGCCACCGCACGACUCAACUACUACUUUGAGAAGAAAGAAGAAUACUUUGGAUUGCAAAUAAUCUAGAAUUAAAAGAUAACGGACCAACCUUUUUUCAAAUCAGGCGUACCGUUUCUUUUCUCUGUAAAUCCGAGAAGAAGUGACCAAAGUCCCGACCUUAGAGACGUGCUCCUCACUGUUAGUUAUUUCAGGCUGGAGUGUGAGAUAACAUGUUUUGCUAUCACUGUGAUUUUUAAAAUAUUUGUUUUUACCACAGUCAGUAUGCCGAUAAGCCUUUUUGGCGACCUGAGAUGAAGACGCUGCCAGAAGCACAUUAAUUGUUCCCACAUUUAGCCGAGGCGCAUGAAGCCACAAAAACUGAGCCUGAUCAUAAAAACCAUAAGAGGGUUGUUUUUCAUUUUUAUCCAGCGUGCGCCACAGAUCCGUUUCCUUUUCACUUGUUUACUGUAGCAAGCCGUACAUUAUUUUAAUGCAUUAUCUCUAGGGAUAUGUUAUAAGCUACUUUUAUUUACCUUUAAGGUUACUGACAGAUCCUACGGUUACACUGCAAACAUCUACUUUAAAUUCAUUUUUUAAGUGUUAAAACAGCCUAUAAAGACAGUGUUAAAUUGUAUUUUAUUCAGAUUUUUUUUAUGUCUGUUGAGCAGUAUAUGAAGUCACACAUGUGUCCUGAUUUUAAAAGACAAGAAAAAGAGUAACAAAAUGUUAGAAAAAAGCAUUGUUGCUUACUAAAGUCCUGUUGCUUGAACAAGGCACACACACUAAUGGUAUACUCGUGCUACUUCACUAUAAUUCUGACUAUAAUCAACUGAAAUAAACUGACAUAUCUCAAUGAACUGCAGCUGAAAUGUAAUUGUAGAGAACAAUAUAACUAUAAUAAUGUUCUUAAUGUAUUAAUUGCUUUUUACACUAUAGCCUGAGACUAUGGGAACAUCUUGUAUCAUCGCCCUAUCUGUUGUACAUUGUUCAUUUGACCAGAUGUGUAUUUUAAAUGCAGAUCAGUGUCUGAUGCUAAUGAACUAUGUACAGUGUAUAUACUGUAAUAAUAUGAUUUUAGAAAUGUCUUAAGAAGAUAUUCAAUAAAUGGGGAACUACAAUGUAAAACAUUUUGUAAAUUUCUUUCCUGAAUAAAUACAUUUGA
Trematomus bernacchii (emerald rockcod) is the source of this 2399-nucleotide messenger RNA. Its product is annotated as ethanolamine kinase 1-like. The transcript has 8 exons. Bases 248 to 1324 code for a protein of 358 amino acids. The record is from RefSeq and is a predicted model, not a curated record. Gene Ontology annotation, cellular component: cytoplasm. Lineage: Eukaryota; Metazoa; Chordata; Actinopteri; Perciformes; Nototheniidae. Gene Ontology annotation, biological process: phosphatidylethanolamine biosynthetic process. Gene Ontology annotation, molecular function: ethanolamine kinase activity.